This is a messenger RNA of Carlito syrichta (Philippine tarsier), 4771 nucleotides long. Its product is annotated as signal transducer and activator of transcription 5B. Gene Ontology annotation, biological process: response to peptide hormone; cell surface receptor signaling pathway via JAK-STAT; cytokine-mediated signaling pathway. Bases 5 to 2365 code for a protein of 786 amino acids. The transcript is spliced from 18 exons. Gene Ontology annotation, molecular function: RNA polymerase II cis-regulatory region sequence-specific DNA binding; DNA-binding transcription factor activity, RNA polymerase II-specific. The record is from RefSeq and is a predicted model, not a curated record. NCBI's taxonomy places the organism in Eukaryota, Metazoa, Chordata, Mammalia, Primates, Tarsiidae.
AGCCAUGGCUGUGUGGAUCCAGGCCCAGCAACUCCAGGGAGAAGCCCUUCACCAGAUGCAGGCGCUGUACGGCCAGCACUUUCCCAUCGAGGUGCGGCACUACCUGUCCCAGUGGAUCGAGAGCCAAGCCUGGGACUCAAUAGAUCUUGAUAAUCCACAGGAGAACAUUAAGGCCACCCAGCUCCUGGAGGGCCUGGUGCAGGAGCUGCAGAAGAAGGCGGAGCAUCAGGUGGGGGAAGAUGGGUUUCUGCUGAAGAUCAAGCUGGGGCACUACGCCAAGCAGCUGCAGAACACAUACAACCGCUGCCCCAUGGAGCUGGUCCGCUGCAUCCGCCACAUCUUGUACAACGAACAGAGGCUGGUUCAAGAAGCCAACAAUGGCAGCUCUCCAUCCGGAAACCUGGCCGACGCCAUGUCCCAGAAGCACCUUCAGAUCAACCAGACGUUCGAGGAGCUGCGGCUGGUCACGCAGGACACGGAGAAUGAGCUGAAGAAGUUGCAGCAGACCCAGGAGUACUUCAUCAUCCAGUACCAGGAGAGCCUGAGGAUCCAAGCUCAGUUGGCCCAGCUGGGCCAGCUGAGCCCCCAGGAGCGCCUGAGUCGGGAACCAGCCCUCCAGCAGAAGCAGGUAGCCCUGGAGGCCUGGCUGCAGCGCGAGGCCCAGACGCUGCAGCAGUACCGCGUGGAGCUGGCAGAGAAGCACCAGAAGACCUUGCAACUGCUGCGAAAGCAGCAGACCAUCAUCCUGGACGAUGAGCUGAUCCAGUGGAAGCGGCGGCAGCAACUGGCAGGGAAUGGCGGGCCCCCCGAGGGCAGCCUGGACGUGCUUCAGUCCUGGUGCGAGAAGCUGGCCGAGAUCAUCUGGCAGAACCGGCAGCAGAUCCGCAGGGCCGAGCACCUGUGCCAGCAGCUGCCCAUCCCCGGUCCCGUGGAGGAGAUGCUGGCUGAGGUCAACGCCACCAUCACAGACAUCAUUUCUGCCCUGGUGACCAGCACGUUCAUCAUCGAGAAGCAGCCCCCUCAGGUCCUGAAGACCCAGACCAAGUUUGCGGCCACCGUGCGCCUUCUGGUGGGCGGGAAGCUGAACGUGCACAUGAACCCCCCGCAGGUGAAGGCCACCAUCAUCAGCGAGCAGCAGGCCAAGUCCCUGCUCAAGAACGAGAACACCCGCAACGAGUGCAGUGGUGAGAUUCUGAACAACUGCUGCGUGAUGGAGUAUCACCAGGCCACCGGCACCCUCAGCGCCCACUUCAGGAACAUGUCCCUAAAACGAAUCAAGAGGUCUGACCGUCGUGGGGCAGAGUCAGUGACAGAAGAAAAGUUUACAAUCCUGUUUGAGUCACAGUUCAGUGUUGGUGGAAAUGAGCUGGUUUUUCAAGUCAAGACCCUGUCCCUGCCUGUGGUGGUGAUUGUUCAUGGCAGCCAGGACAACAACGCAACAGCUACUGUUCUCUGGGACAACGCUUUCGCAGAGCCUGGCAGGGUGCCAUUUGCCGUGCCUGACAAAGUGCUGUGGCCGCAGCUGUGCGAAGCGCUCAACAUGAAGUUCAAGGCCGAAGUGCAGAGCAACCGCGGCCUGACCAAGGAGAACCUCGUGUUCCUGGCGCAGAAGCUGUUCAACAACAACAGCGGCCACCUGGAGGACUACAGCGGCAUGUCCGUGUCCUGGGCCCAGUUCAACAGGGAGAAUUUGCUGGGACGGAACUACACGUUCUGGCAGUGGUUUGACGGGGUGAUGGAGGUGUUGAAGAAGCAUCUCAAGCCUCACUGGAACGAUGGGGCCAUCCUGGGUUUCGUGAACAAGCAACAGGCCCAUGACCUGCUCAUCAAUAAGCCGGAUGGGACCUUCCUGCUGAGAUUCAGCGACUCGGAAAUUGGCGGCAUCACCAUUGCUUGGAAGUUUGAUUCUCAGGAGAGAAUGUUCUGGAAUCUGAUGCCUUUUACCACCAGAGACUUCUCCAUCCGGUCCCUGGCCGACCGCCUGGGGGACCUGGACUAUCUUAUCUAUGUGUUUCCUGACCGGCCAAAAGACGAAGUUUACUCCAAAUACUACACCCCCGUCCCCUGCGAGCCUGCCACUGCCAAAGCAGUCGACGGAUACGUAAAGCCACAGAUCAAGCAAGUGGUCCCUGAGUUUGUGAGCGCAUCUGCAGACGCUGGGGCCAGCGCCACGUACAUGGACCAGGCCCCCUCCCCGGCCAUGUGCCCCCAGGCUCACUAUAACAUGUACCCCCAGAACCCCGACUCCGUCCUUGACACCGACGGGGACUUUGACCUGGAAGACACGAUGGACGUGGCACGCCGGGUGGAGGAGCUGCUGUGCCGGCCCAUGGACAGCCAGUGGAUCCCACACGCACAGUCGUGACCCCGCAGCCUCCCUGACGCCAGCUUUCUCGUCCUCGCCCGAGGAAUCACUCUUGUGGAUGUUCUAAUUCCAUGAAUCGCUUCUCUUUGGAAACAAUGCUCAUAAUGUGAAGUGUCCAUACUAGUUGUGACUUUAGUGUUUCUGUGCACAGUGGCACCAUGAAGGGAGUGUGUGUGAGAGUGUGUGUGUGUGUGUGUGUGUGUGCGUGUGCGCGUGCGCGUGCACACGCUGUGGUGUGUCUCCCCUGUGCUGUCCGGAGUCAGCUGCCACGCAGGGGCCACAAGCAGAGGCAACGCUUGAUUUCACUUUGUGUAGAAGGGUAGUGUAUCCUGUGACUGGCACUUGGUCGUGUAUCUUGGGAGUGACUGGACUUUGACACGUGGCUGUCCAAGUAAGAGGAGGACGGGCGUGGGUGGGACAAUACCAUCGCUCUAGUGAGCCUACUAGAGUCAUUCUGCCUACUAGGCGAUUGACACCUAGCCGUGAUCGUCUCUGCUUUUCUUCUGAGACAUAGACAGCUGCCUUGUGACAAAGCCCGUCCUCCUUCUCCCUCUGCCCAGCCUGUGUUCCCAGGUAGGACUGGGCACACGCAGACUGUGGGGGCCAGGGAGGUCACAGGCUCUCGGAUGGGGGACUUUCUACAACACACUCAGCCCACCUUGCUAUUCUCUCUGUUCCCCCUCUCCCACCCGGCCCCGCCAGGGACUGCUGCUUGGUACCACGUAUGUGCACAAAGUUGAGGGGGAAAAAGAGGGUCAUGUGACCGAGAGCAUGUUUGGUCAGCAUGGGGUGCCCAGCCUGACCCCCGGUGCUGAGACUGUGCCCAGUUCCCCAGGGGAGCUGCUGUCUUGGCCUCUGUUCCUCUCUCUGAGUUGGCAGACAGGCUUGAGGCUCUCCCAAGGCUCCUCUAUGAUGGCUUUUUGCAAAUGCUGAAUGGUGUUUUUGUUUCUAAAUUGGCGCUUUUUCGUUUUUUCCCUUCCCACCUUAAUCUGACAUCAAAACUCUCCCUUCCUGGUUCGGGUCCCUCACACCCAAAGCACCUGGUGUGCCCACGCUGCUCACACGCAACGUCUUGAGGAGGAGACAGGAGUGUGGUGACCUGGUCCAGCCUGCUAGGCCAGAGGCCACCUGCUGUGGCAUGCUGGGCGGCAGGCACUGAUCCUCUGGGGGAAGGCAGUCAGCAGGUCUGCCAGGAAGUUUGGUUAACUAUAAGAAGAAGACACGGACCCAUCUGCUUAAUUGUCCCACGGUUUCUGUGGCUUUGCACCAGAGGAGGGAGUGGGCUGUGGCAGGCAGCAGGGAAAGGAAUGAGUGGUAGAGCUUGUGAGGCCUCCCAGGCCACCCAGCCCCUCCAGAACAAGGGCGUGGCCAUACCCAGGAGAGGAUGGCCCUAAAACCUUAUUUUUAUACAUGUGGGUAAAUAAACAGAUAUUUUUUUUACAAAAACAGCUUCUGAAUUGACCAGUGUUUUGCUGUUAAAGGAAACUGUUCCUUGUAGUAAAUUAUUUAUUGGAAGAUGACUUUUUAAACGCUGCUGUUUGCCUUGGCUUGGUUUCAUACACUGAUUUAUUUUUCUAUGCCAGGCAGUAGAAUCUUUCUGCCUCUGAGGAGCAGGCUGGCCCCUCCAUGAGUACCAGCAUCAAAGCAGGAUGCUGCCAGGCCCCGCCUGACCCCUCAAGAUUUGAGGAAAAUCUUGGCUGUGGAUGGGUGCGCUAGGGAUGGGUGAGAGAAAGUCUGACUCGGCCGCCCCGGGCCCCGGCCUGGAGAGCCCUUCCCCGCCCAUCACUCAGAGCUGCUGACCAGCACCUGCCUCUGAGACCACCCUCUCUGUUCCAGCAGCCCUGGUCAGGGGGCUGGGAGGGGUCAGCCUGGCAGUCCCGAGCUGCCCUGCGCUCACUUUGCAGCUGGCGUCAGGUUAGGGGGCAGAGGCCCAGAGAGCAUGACUUCCCUGAGCGCAGGGGUCCUGGUGGCUGAACUGUCCUUGGUUUCAUGAGGCUCUGCCUAGGGCUGGGGAGACUUCCGCGGAAAAGCGUGCGCACUCACUCUGCACCCUUUGUCCUCUCUCUUCCCUGUUCCUGCAAACCCCAAGAAGAGGCAGGGGCACCUACUGACGCCCUCCACUUCCCACCUACUCCCAGACAUACACACGUCCUCAGAUGUCUCGAUGCCGUGUGUGGCAUGUGCGGGGUUUUGUAGGGGGUAGAGGGAGACUUGAGACAAAGCUAACUUAAAAAGAAAGUAUACUUUUUAUAAUUUUUCUUUUUAAAACUUUGUGAAAUUACUUCAUACAUAUUUUAGUGUCAAGGCAGAUUAGUUACAUAGCCACCCAAAAAGUAUUGUGUACAAUUUGGGGCAAUCACAGAAUUGUGUAUUUUAUGUUACAAUAAAGACGUCCUCUGAAGGGGC